Messenger RNA from Pyrus x bretschneideri (Chinese white pear), 5582 nucleotides. Its product is annotated as receptor-like serine/threonine-protein kinase SD1-8. The record is from RefSeq and is a predicted model, not a curated record. Gene Ontology annotation, biological process: protein phosphorylation; recognition of pollen. The coding region runs from base 2933 to 5422 and encodes 829 amino acids. Gene Ontology annotation, molecular function: protein serine/threonine kinase activity; ATP binding. The transcript has 8 exons. Lineage: Eukaryota; Viridiplantae; Streptophyta; Magnoliopsida; Rosales; Rosaceae.
CACUCUUUUCUCUUGUUGAGGUGAUUUGAGGAAGCAGUCUCUUCUCACUGGAUCGGCCUCUCAAUUCUGGUCAACUUUUCCCUAAUGACGAUCUUGUUCUUCUUCCCCAGAGCUUCAAGAGCUUUCAAUGGCCACCCUGUAGCCUCCAAGCUUCUGGUGCUCUGUACUAUCAGGAACGCGUGUUGGUCAUCGUGAAAAGGGAAGGAGAAGCUACGCUUUUUCCUGUUACUUUCAUUCACUGAUCUCAGAAGGGGAGCCCCCUCUCCGCUCUCCUCUCCUCUCCUCUCAUCUCUUACUCUUCCUCUCUCUCAUUCUCUACUGGAAAAUCCAUAAUCUUUAGUCUUCCUCUGCUCUUCCUUUCUUUCUGCUCCCCAUAUCCGUGGAGCCUACAAACCAAGUAGUGACGGUCGACAAGCUUCAAACAUGGCGGACGCGUACUGGAGGUACAGCGAUGGUGGACAACCGCGGCCGUCGUCGACGAAUUCAGACAUCGUAAAGCGUCCUCCCUCUGACGCCGCCGUCGCCUCAAGUGUUGCAGUUUAGCCUCUCUUUACUCCACGGCUUUUCUGUGUCAAAUCGACCGCUACAUCUCCCACAAAAACCCUAAAUCUUUUCAUCAAUUUUCAAUAGCGUCCCAUCCGAUGUGCCUCGACACACCUUAAGCCUGUUUUUGAAAAAUCUCCGAAGACAGAGCUAGUCAUGGAGGCGCAGAUCCUAUUGCGGUGUCAAACGUGGAGGUAUUUCUCUUCUCAUAGUUUUGCCUCUAAAAACUUCCGCUAAAUUUUCAAAAUUUGGAAUUUUUUUAUUUUAUGUAUUUUGAUGUUGUUUUGUGAAUUUUUGGCGAUGAUUACAAAUUAUUCGCGCUUCUGAGAGCAAUCGAUGAAGUAGAAUGUGAUAAUCAAUGGUUGAAUUUCUUGAUAUGAGCAAUUUAAGUUUUUUAUUGCUGGUUUGUGGUGGUGAUAUUUAUGGGUUUUGUCGAUUAAUGUUGGCAGUGAUGACUAAAUUUUACAGCUUUAUGCCAGUUCUGCUUCAGAAAAUUCGUGAUUGAGAGAGCUGUUUCAUACUCUGAGCCUUUUGUUUUUUAAUUAGUGUUUUGGAUUUCUGUGUUUUUGGUGGUGCCGCUGACGAUUCAAUCCUCUUGUUCGAGGUGCGGUGCAGUGGAAUUGAGACCCUGUUUACAGGGAGAACCCUCAGUGAAACUGCAUUCAUAUGAAUUUAAUGGAUUUAACCGAGGUUUUAAUCUUACUUACCCUCCUCGUAAAAUGACUUUGUGUUACUUGUUUGGUUUGUUGUCUGUCUAAGAUUAGAUUAGUUGUUUGGUAUGUUAUUAAUUUAUAGGGUCAACAGAUUGGUGUGUUAAAUUUUGGUGAUAUCUUCUUGUCUUUUGGCCUGUGAUGGUUCAAUCCGCUUUUUUGAGGUGUAGUGGAGCUGAGACCUUGUUUACAAGGAGAACCCCUCGGUGAAGCUACAUUGCAUAUGACAUUAAUGGAUUUAACUGAGGUUUUAAGUCUUAAUUACUGCAUCAAAAUCCAUUGUUUUUGUGUUAAUUGCUUGUUUUGCUGAGUAAUGUUUAUUAGUUUGUUAGGAUUAAGUAAUCUUUAGGCAUCAAUGAUGUUACAAUCCAACGUGUUUGAGGCGUAGCGGAAGCGAGAACCUGCAUUGUGCAGGUAGAACCUACUCGUGGAAACUACAUCCCUUGACAGAAAUGAUGUAGCUGAGGCAUUGCAGUCAUAUGGUUUUGUUGUGUGUUGCGUUGAAAUGUUGGUUUUGAGUUUCAACUAUACCCUUAUCCUUUUUUUAUCAGGUUUAGGAUCUGAAAUAACUCAUAAAUUAGAGUGUUGUCAUCAGCUUCAUCUUGUGUUACUGAUCAAGACUGGAGUUAAACAACAACACUACAUCUAAUCACAUUUAUUGUGUUUCUUUUAUUUUUUUGAUUCAUUUUAAAUUUGCUUUCUAGCCAAAAUGAUCCUUGAGAUUUGCUUAACUUCUCAUUUUGAUCUUUAAGAUUUAAAAUCAAUAGAAGUGGUUUCAAUUUUGGUCCUACAGUGAAAAAUUAUGUAUAUAAAAAUCAAUAUACACAAAAUUAUCCUCAGUAUAGAAAAUAAUGGGUCAAAAUGAUUUGACAAAAAUUGGGAGUCUUUUUUAUCAUUUUAUUGAUAUUAUAUUUCAAAGACCAAAAUGAGGAGUUAUACAAAUUUCAGAGAACAUUUUGGCUAAAAAAACCUUUUAAAUUUCAUCUAAAUUUCCUUGGAGGUGACUAGUGAUGAAUUGAUAUGUAUGCUCUAUUAAUUGAAUUGUGUUUUAAGUAAUUUAUGUAGUGAUAAUAAUUCCUUGGAAAUCUUUACCUUGGAUUAGUCAUGUAUGGAUGGGUUCAGACCAAAAACAGACUUGUACUUGUAAAUGAAUGUUAUUGUAAACUCUGUGGUAAUGGGAGUUUGAAAACUUUCAACAUAUCUUUGUUUGUUUUUGUGAUUAAUUUUUGUUAGUUAUGGAUUGGGGACAAUCUUUUCCUCACAUCAUCAAAUCUUAACACGCCCCAACCAAUUUUCAAGACUACACGUGGACAACAACUAGGUGACGCAUGAGCACGUGUGGCUUUUGGACUUUCAUACGCGGAAAAACUUGCUUUGAUACCACGAAGAAAGUUGAGGUUCCACCAUAAAACCCAACCUCUUAUUAAGCCCAUAUAAGGUCUCUUCUCUCAUCAAUGUGGGACUCAUUCUCAACAUUAUCUACAAAGACUUCAUUCAUCCAGAGGAAGAACAAUGUUCAAGCCCUUUCCAUACAUUGAAUUUUCUACAGAGACUUCGUUCGUAUGUGAAGGGUGGAAUAGUUGACUUGCAAUGAUCACCACAAAAAGGGCAUAUAGAUUAAGUUCCAGUAACAUGCAUACGGUAAAUCUUUGCCUGCCUGCUGAAUUCUUUGUGCAGCCAUGAAUACCAAACCCAACUCAAAGUUUGUGUUCUCCGUUAUUUUAUUAUGUGCAUUUCUCGAGUCCCAUGUUUCCCUUGCAGCAGACACCAUCAGCGAAAACCAAUCUCUCUCAGGCGAUCAAACCAUUGUCUCUGCAGGUGGGAUGUUUGAGCUAGGUUUCUUCAAACCAGGUCAGCUUUCAAACUACUAUAUAGGCAUAUGGUACUCCAAGCAAGUAGUAUCUGAGAUGACUGUUGUUUGGGUAGCAAACAGGGAAAUACCAGUAUUUGAUAGAUUUUCUUCGGUCUUGAGCAUCUUAGAUGGUAAUUUAGUUCUCUUGAACGAGUCCAAAACCCCGGUUUGGUCAACAAAUUUAAACUCCACCACCAAUUCUGGUUCUGUACAAGCAUUUCUUUUGGAUAGCGGAAACCUUGUCUUGAAAGCGGGCUCUAGUAAUAAUACAUCAGAGCCUUUAUGGCAAAGCUUUGAUCAUCCAACCCACACUUGGCUACCAGGAGGUAGAUUUGGAUUCAACAGAAUUACAAAUCAUCCCCAAAUUCUCACUUCAUGGAAGAAUUUGGUGGAUCCUGCGCCAGGUCUUUACUCUCUUGAGCCAGACCCAGAGGAUAGAAGUUCAUAUAUCUUAUUGUGGAAUAGGUCUAGAAAGUAUUGGAGCAGCGGACCAUGGAAUGAAAGUUCGCAUAUUUUCAACCAAAUUCCUGAAAUGAGGACAGUUUCUAUCUACAAUUAUACUUAUGUUACGAAUGAGAAUGAAAGUUAUUUCACAUAUUCUCCUCCUAACAAUCCUAAAAUUGUAUCUCAAUUCUUGUUGUCUGCCUCGGGAAAGAUUCAGCAACGAACAUGGUUGGAGAAUUCCAAGCAGUGGAAUUUGUUUUGGUCUCAACCAAGACAGUGUGAUGUUUAUGCUUCUUGUGGGGCUUUCUCCAGUUGCAAACCCACAUCCUUGAACUACUGCAAAUGUUUGAAGGGCUUUGUGCCAAACCUGCAGAGUGAUUGGGACUCGCAGAUUUAUUCUGGUGGAUGUUCAAGAAGAACCAGUGUGAAGUGUGGGAAUGCUACGCAAGACGGGUUUCUAAAAGUAAAUAUGGAGUUAAUGCCUGAAAAUAGACAAUAUGAAGGUGCUCUUAGUAUCGAAAGUUGUAGAUCAGCCUGCUUAAAUGAAUGCCAGUGCACUGCUUAUGCUUAUAGCAGCAGCGAUGGAUGUUCAAUGUGGCAUGGAGAUGUCUUGAAUCUGCAAGUAUUAGAAGCAAAUGAUGGUGGAGAAAUUUUAUACAUCAGAGCUGCAGCUUCCGACAUUAAGAAAAAACGUGUAAUUAAGCCGUCCCUUUUGAUUGCAAUAGUCGUAACAAUCAUUGGUUUGAUUGUUGUCAUUUUUGGCUAUUUCUUAUGGAAGAAAACUUUGGGAAAUAAAAGAGAGCAUAAGAAGAACCAUAAUGAGAGUAAAAGUAAAUUUGAUGGUGGAGGUGGAAAGGAUGAUGCAGAACUACCGAUCUUCAGUUUAAGGGCUAUAAUAGCUGCUACAAACAACUUUGCUGAAGGCAAUAAACUGGGGGAGGGAGGCUUUGGCCUUGUUUACAAGGGAAUUUUGGCUGAAAACCAAGAAGUAGCCAUAAAAAGGUUAUCAAAAAAGUCAGGCCAAGGACACCAGGAGUUCAUGAAUGAGUUAAAACUUAUUGCCAAGCUCCAACAUACCAAUCUCGUUAGGCUCUUGGGUUGCUGUCUUGAAGAUGCGGAAAUGAUAUUGAUCUACGAGUACAUGCCCAAUCGGAGCUUAGACAAACUUUUAUUUGAUGCAUCUGAAAAAAUUGAAUUAAAUUGGGGAAGACGUUUUCGAAUUAUAGAAGGCAUUGCUCAAGGAGUACUUUAUAUCCACAAGUACUCGAGAUUGAAAAUCAUCCACAGGGACCUAAAAGCAAGCAACAUACUGUUGGAUGGAGCCUUGAAUCCCAAAAUUUUAGACUUUGGAAUGGCAAGGAUUUUCGAGAUAAAUCAGACUGAAGCAAAUACAAAUAGGGUUGUUGGCACAUACGGCUACAUGUCAUCCGAGUAUGCGAGAUAUGGUCAUUUCUCUGAGAAAUUAGAUGUAUUCAGCUUCGGAGUGUUGUUGUUGGAGAUUGUAAGCGGAAAGAAGAAUGCUUCUUUUUACCGCUUUGAACAUUCACCAACUCUUGCCGGAUGGGCAUGGGAAUUGUGGAAAGAAGGAAGAGGAAUGGAGGUGAUUGAUGAAUCAGUAAGGGAAGCAUGCCGGCUCGAUGAAGCUUUGAGGUGUAUCCAUAUAGGGUUUUUGUGUGUUCAAGAAACUCCAGCUGAUCGACCAACAAUGUCUUCGGUUAUUCAUAUGUUGCAGGGCAAUGAAUCUACAUCUCUUCCGCCAUCCAAAGAACCUGCCUUUUCAACACACAGAAAUUCCAAUCCUGUUUGCUCUUCUAAAACGACUACUGGUUUGUCCCACAAUGCAGUCACCAUGAGUUUGCCAGAAGGUCGAUAAGCGUUGGAAGAGCAGUGACAGGCAAGCAGUUGAGAAAAGAAAAUAACCUACAAUAGUAGUAGAUUAAAUAUAUGUUAAAGUAUUUUUCAACUGCAAACCACCUCAUUCCUCGGCACAACCAUAUUUAUAUUAGUUUAAAAUAGAAUGUCACUUGUAUCUA